Emys orbicularis (European pond turtle) is the source of this 984-nucleotide messenger RNA. It is a transcript of the gene CNTD1, whose product is annotated as cyclin N-terminal domain containing 1. The record is from RefSeq and is a predicted model, not a curated record. NCBI's taxonomy places the organism in Eukaryota, Metazoa, Chordata, Testudines, Emydidae. The coding region runs from base 1 to 984 and encodes 327 amino acids. Gene Ontology annotation, biological process: reciprocal meiotic recombination. The transcript is spliced from 7 exons. Gene Ontology annotation, cellular component: site of double-strand break.
AUGAGCUCAGAGGCACAGGCAGUGUCCAGGUUUCGCACCCCGGAGCCAGUCUUUGGAGUUGUUGCUCCCGAGAUCAUUGAAGAUACUUUAAUUUGUUUAGCUACAGAAAAUGAACAAUAUCUGAAUGAGCUGUCGGAUCAAGCAGGAUGCUUCAAAGAGACCCAGAUAGUGGAAUUUGUAUUUCUUCUGUGUGAAAAAUGGUUCCUGGACCAAUCUGCACGAUAUCAAGCAGUUGAAAUAUUUGAAAGGUUUAUGAUUAAGCAUGUAGAAGAGAGCUAUAACUCUACCAAAAAGUCAAGGACAAACAAUGAACAAGGAGAGGGCAACAUCUGGGGCACUUUGAAAGCACAGAUGUGUGACACAUUUGUGCUGCGGCUUGUCUCUUGCAUUCAGCUUGCAAGCAAACUUUCUUUUCACUACAAUAUAAUUAACAAUAACACAGUUCUGAAAUUUCUGCAGUCCUUAGACUAUUCAUACACAAAACAGAACUUGGUGGAGUCAGAACUUGCCAUUCUGAAGGCUCUACGCUUCCAGAUCAAUGUGCCAACUCCUUUUGCCUAUGUUGAGUUGCUUCUGGAGGUGUUAGGACAUAAUGGCUGCUUACUUCCUAUGAAACAGUUGCAUAAGAUGUGCAUGCACCUACUGGAUUUAACUUAUCUCAUGCGGAACAUCAUCUAUGAUACUUUACUGAAGAUUUCUAUUGAGAAUUCAACACCGAGUGAACUCCAGAUAGCAAAAUUUUUGCCAGUAAAGGAAGAUUUCAUGCUCUUGGCAGUUGGCGUCAUCAGCACAAGCGGUUUCAUACUAAAUCCCGAAUACUGGAAUCAGGUUGUGGAGCAUUUAAACUGCAUCACUGGUAUUACCACACAAAGCAUUUUAGAGUUUUCAUAUGCAAUACUGAAGCACAGUGUUGGCACCACUAAUCCAAGGAAGAACAAAGGAACUAGAUCUUCAGAGAACUAUGUUGUACCUGCUACAAAAUAA